UCAGGUUGUUAUGGACCGGCCCGGCUCUCUGCUCGCUUUCCAGCUGUUUCCAGCCACGGACUGUGACCCAGUGACGUUUGAAAAUGGAUGUUUUGAUUAAUAUUUUUUUUCCAGAAGCCUUGUGCGCCGGGUGGAUUUCAGCGUCUCGGAAACUGAGCUGAAAGUUUGACCAGAUCGGCGCUCAUGUGGUGCUCCUCAGCGUGGGAUAAUACGAUGUAACCAUCUCACUAACUUGUGAAAUAAAUCCCUUCACAUCAUUUUGGUGGAUAACAGCGACGGGACGAUGCUGGAGUAGCUGCGGAUCAGUCUGAUCUGUGAGACUCUGCGGUGUUGGAGUGGAAAUGGACUCUCGGUUUGGAAAUCCCUCUGGUCCCAAAAGGUUUCCAUCAAGCUCCUGGAAGAUCUAGCAACGAGGAAAUCACCAUGGAGUACUUUUAAUUGUCUAUUAACUGUUUCUGCUUAUUUGUUGACUCUGUUUUGGUGUUUAAGUAAAGCGACGACCACAAUGAUUUCGGAGGAGAGAAGCAGCCAUGUAUCCAAACAAGCCCUGAACUUCCCUGUGGGUUUAUUGAUCCGCUCCCCAAAGAAGCGCCUGGCCAAGCUGGGGAGGAAGCCGAGCAAUGGAUCAGUACAGUCCAACAACUCGGACAGCACCGUCCGCUCCUCAGAGAGUGUGGGUGUCCGGCAGCCGGCCAAGAGCAAAAUCCGCCGUCACAACAACAGACUGUCCACUGUUUUCAACCGCAGCCCCAACCUGCGGGACGGCGGCCAUCGCGGCCGGAGCAUGGCCGGAGACCUGCAGGCCGCCGACGACCCGGCUGAGCUGUCCAGUCAGAUGUCGGCUCCUGGCAUCCUCAAGAUCUUCGGCAGCGACAUCUGUCAGGGGACCAACUACAAGAGUGUGCUGGCCACCACCCGCUCCAGCGCCAAGGAACUGGUGAAGGAGGCUCUGGAGAGGUACUGCCUAGAGAAAGAGAACGCCAGCGACUACGUGCUGUGCGACGUGAUCGGCCAGACCGGCGCAGAUCACCAGUGGAAGAGGGAGUGCUUCCGCGUGGUGGGCGACAACGAGAAGCCCCUCAUGUUGCAGUCCCUCUGGAAGCCCAAGGAAGGCUUCUCCAGGCGUUUUGAGAUCCAGAGGCGAGCGAGCAUAGAGGAACAAAGUGCAAAGGACACGGACACGGUCACGGCAGGCAUCAACGCUCAGGCCCGUAAGCUGCAGAAGAUCCGCUCCAGAGUCACCUCGCUGUUCGUGGAUGGCAGCGGGGACGACGUGGACGGCCUGGGCAUUUGGAGAAGCCUGAGCGAGAUGGACCUGUCCGCCAUGGGGAGGGAGGCCAGCCGGGCGCAGCAGAACCCGCUCAGGGAGGACCCCGAGGCCGAGGCCGACAAGGAGGUCCUGCGGCUGGGCAUGGAGAAGGAGGAGACGGAGAGCAGCGAUGACAACACCACCCAGUACUCCAUCCACCCGCCCUUCGAUUUCCCUUACUUCCUCCUGCUGCAGGGCUACAACCACAGACAGGAUUUCGUCAUCUACCUGAUGAGCGGGACCACCACCAUCUUCGGCUGCUGCAGGGAGCACUCCAACGGAGAGGACGAGGAGAGAUUAAAGGUCGACAUCCUCCUCUUUGCUCCCGAUGUGUUGCCCCAACACUGCUGCGUCCGCCGCCUGGACCCCACCAAAACCACCUCCAGCGGGGAGCCCAGACAGACACUGACAAUGCUGAAGCCCCUGCACGGUGCUCCGGUCACCAGGAACGGUUUUCCCCUGAAGGAGGAGGUUGAACUGAGUCCGGGAGACCUGGUGGGCUUGGGGAAACACUAUCUGUUUAUGUUUAAGGAUCCCACCAUGACGCCGGGAUCCCCCCAGACUCCUCCGUGGAUGACCCGGCUCUGCCCGGACUCUGACUCAAAGGCGUCGUCCUCUUGUCUUUCCUGUGGCUCCUCUUUCUCAGUCAAAAGGGCCCAGAGGAAGCCUUCGCCUCCUCGAUGGAGAGACCUGGAGGGCUCCGAGGCCUCGCUGAACUAUGAGCUCGAGCAGGAGGAGAGGGUUCUGCAGGAGAUCCUGGUCACGCUGGAGCCCGGUGGGAACGAGCCGAAGCUGACGCCGGCUUUCCUGCUCAGCCUCUGCAUCCAGCACUCGGCCGCUGCGUUCGAACUCACGCACUUCCGAAAGUUGCUGCUGCGGAUAUCCAGCCUGAUCCAGCUUGAGAUGUGGGAGAAGACAAAGGAACUCGCAGCGAUCCAUCCAGAAACGGGCUCCGGUGACGAGCAGCCUGAGCAGCUGCAGCUGCUGAGCAUGGACGAGCUGAUCCCAGGUCUGCAGCCGCUCGUGCUGUGGAUGGCCAACUCCAUUGAGCUGCUGCACUUCAUCCAGCAUGAAGUCCCUCAGCUGCUGCCCUGGAGGCAGGACCAGGAGCAGGAAGGCGUGUUGGACUCUGAGAUGUCCUCCACUCGGACGGCCUGUGAGGAAGCCAUGACGGUCCUCGAGGAGGUCAUCAUGUUCACCUUCCAGCAGUCCGUCUACUACCUAACUAAGAGUAUGUACUCGGCCUUGCCCGGGCUGCUGGAUGGCAACCCGUUCUCAGAGAGCGGUCAGCUGCGGGUGCCCGAGGGCGUCAGCGGCAUCUUGGAGGUGCUGAAGGAGGCGCUGAAGCUGCUCAACGCCUUCCAGGUGCACCCGGACAUCUCCUUACAGCUCUGUGCCUACCUGUUCUUCUUCAUCAACGCGUCUCUGUUCAACGCCCUCAUGGAGAGAGGUUCUGUCGGUGGGUUCUACCAGUGGUCCCGAGGAGUCCAGAUCCGGGCCAACCUGGACCUGCUCAUCGACUGGGUGCAGAGCAUCGGCCUGGGCGACCUGUCCGCCGAGUUCUUCCAGAAGCUCUCAGCUGCUGUCAAUCUGCUGGCCACACCCAAAGAAACCCUCCUGCAGGCGUCCUGGGCCUCUCUGAGGGCCGAGUUUGCCGCCCUGAACUCGGCCCAGCUUCACCACAUGCUGAGGGAGUACAACUCGGGUAAGGCCUGUCCCUCCGGAUGGAGCCCGUCGGCGGAGGACGCCGAGGACGCCGUCAGGACGGCCGACAUCCUGGAGAGUUUUGACAACCACCCGCCGCUCAUCCUGCCCAGCAACACGUUCCACCUGGAGCUGGGCAAACCGGUGGUGGAGCCCGCCCUGUUUGAGCAGCUCAGUCGUCUGCAGGAGUUCGUGGGCCGUCUCCCCCGCGGUGAAACCCGAGCCGACGCUGAUCCAGAGCAACAGACUCUCAACGGGACGACCACAGACAGCCAGUCUGCGACCUCGCCCUCCGUCACCGUCUUCCAGGAUCCUGCCCGUCAGGGGGUCUCGGACCGUAUCCCCUGCCCCUCUCCGAUGGCGGAGGCGGACCUCACCUGCCCGGCGGCGCCCCCCCAGGCCCCGGCGUCUCACGGCGACCUGAGCUGCUGCGAGGCGGUCCUGGCCCAGAAGCUGAAGAACCUGGAGCUGCAGAACGCCCUCCCGGGUCAGGCCGACCUGGGCUGCCACAAGAGCCUGGCGCUGGACCCGUCCUGCUUGCUCACGCCGCCCAACACCCCCCAGGGCAUGGAGCUGGCCGAGCUGGAGGCUGACCUGCAGGAGGGAGCUCGUCAGCAGAAGAAAGCGCGGCUCAAAGGAGACGUGUUUCUACUCGGACAGGAAAACAAAGCAGAGGUGCUGUUUCCAGCCGGUGGAUGUGCCGAGAGGAGGAAAGUGAACGUGGAAGAGGCGGACGAGGAGGACAGAGACGAAGUGUUUACGGUGGAGCUGCACAGAGGGCCUCACGGUCUGGGCCUGGCGCUCGUCGACGGCCUGAAAACCCCCCUGAAAAUGAGUGGGAUUUACAUCAAGUCCGUGGUUCCCAACUCCCCUGCUGCUCAGUGCCAGAAGCUGCGACUGGGCGACCGCAUCCUCGCCGUUAACGGCAUCAGCCUCGUCGGCAUGGAAUACCACGUAGGGAGAGAGCUGAUUCGAUCGUCUGGAGACUCCCUCAGACUGCUGGUUGCCAAGGUCGAGUCAAGAGCGGCCAGUAAGGGCUCGGCUCCCGCUCACUGCUGAGGGCCGAGCUCUCCCCGAGUCCGUCAAGUGCAAUUGGACACACUGGAGGAGAUGCGGUUCAGCGCUCAUUCUCUCCGGGCGUUGGAUGAGGAUCGGCAUUUCUCUCUGGAUGUGUUCCCAAACCAAAGGAAAGUGGACGUGUUCAGCGACUUCACACUUCUCAUUUCAGACUCGAUAUCGCGAGGAGGCUGUCAUGCAUCGAGUCGUACUGUGCACAGAGCAAACGAGACAGCCAGCCAAAGCAGGGAGACUCAUUUUCCUUUUCGCUCGUCUCGGUCUCCUCUGAAUCUGAACCACUGUGAACGCCAUCUCGUACCAAAAAAAAC
Molecule: messenger RNA, 4398 nt
Organism: Myripristis murdjan (pinecone soldierfish)
Lineage: Eukaryota; Metazoa; Chordata; Actinopteri; Holocentriformes; Holocentridae
Gene: radil2a
Product: Ras association and DIL domains 2a
Exons: 17
Coding region: 506-4072 (1188 amino acids)
Biological process (GO): signal transduction; negative regulation of Rho protein signal transduction; angiogenesis
Cellular component (GO): cell-cell junction
Molecular function (GO): GTPase binding
Source: RefSeq, a predicted model, not a curated record